Molecule: messenger RNA, 222 nt
Organism: Maudiozyma barnettii
Lineage: Eukaryota; Fungi; Ascomycota; Saccharomycetes; Saccharomycetales; Saccharomycetaceae
Gene: COX14
Product: Cox14p
Exons: 1
Coding region: 1-222 (73 amino acids)
Source: RefSeq, a predicted model, not a curated record
AUGGCCAAAUACGCAUGGUACACAAGAUUGAGUGAUACGCUACAUCGUUUGACAGUUCUAACCCUGGUUGGUGGUUCUCUAUAUAUGAGUGGUGGUUUAGUGUAUACUCUUUACAUGAAUGGCAGAAGGUACGAAGAUAAAGUGACGACUCCACCUCAAAAGCAAAUUGAAGGUUCCGCAUCAAAUGAUGGCGAGAGCAAGUCAACCACUCCUGCUAACUAA